AUGGCGGCAUCCGGUGCUGCUCUGUGUCUCUCCGUCCUGCUCCUCAUCGCCGUCUGUUGCCGCUCCGACGUCGACUUCAUCUACCAGGGAUUCCAGCACGCGCCCAACCUGAGCCUGGACGGGUCGGCGUCGGUGCUGCGCGGCGGCGCGCUCCGGCUCACCAACGACAGCGAGCGCCUCGUCGGCCACGCCUUUUACGGCUCCCCCGUGGCCCUGGGCACGGUCGGUGACAGCCAGAGCGGUGGCGGCCACGCGGUCUCCUCCUUCAGCACCGCCUUCGUCUUCGACAUCGUGACCGUCGGCACCGGCGGCGGCCACGGCCUCGCCUUCGUGGUGGCCCCGUCCAGGGCGCUCCCCGGCGCGUCGCCCGAGAUCUACCUCGGCGUCCUCGGGCCGAACACUAUCGGAAAGGUCUCCAACCAUGUGUUUGCCGUCGAGUUCGACACGGUCACUGACCUGGGGAUGAAUGAGACCAAUGGCAACCACGUCGGCGUCGACGUCAACAGCCUCGUGUCUAAUGUGUCCGAGCAGGCCGCGUACUACACCACCAGCGCCGGCGGGGAGGACAGGAAGGUGCCCGUGAAGCUGGAGAGCGCACAGCAGAUCCAGGCGUGGAUAGACUACGACGGCGGUAGCAGUCUGCUCAACGUGACCGUCGCCCCGGUGUCCGUGACUGACCGGCCGCACCGGCCGCUCAUAUCAACAAAGCUUGAUCUCCGAUCGGUCUUCAAGGAGAACAUGUACGUCGGCUUCUCAUCGGCGACGGGGAAGCUCGCGAGCUCGCACUACAUCCUGGCAUGGAGUUUCCGGACCAAUGGGCUCGCCCAGCCCAUCGAUCUCCGGCGGCUGCCAAAGGUCCCCAGGCAGAGAACGCCGGCUCCCAAGGUCCUCAUCAUCAAAUUCGCCGCGGUGGCUUGUGCGGGAACGAUCACCUUGGUUGCCGCAGCGAUGGUUACUGUGCUCUGGCUCCGGCGUAGAGCGGCGCUCGCCGACAAACUGGAGGACUGGGAGCUGGAGCACCCCCAGAGGAUUCCAUACAUGGAGCUCUACAAGGCGGCCAGGGGGUUCAAGGAGAGCGGAUUUCUUGGCUCGGGUGGUUUCGGCCACGUGUACAAAGGUGUGCUCGGACGUCGUCGUUCCGGGUCCGGGUACGGCGACGAGGUGGCCAUCAAGCGGAUUUCCAGCGGCACCAAGCAAGGGAUGAGGGAGUUCGUGGCGGAGGUCUCGAGCCUCGGGCGGAUGCGCCACCGUAACCUGGUGGAGCUGCGCGGGUGGUGCAAGCACGACCAGGACCUGCUCCUCGUCUACGAGUUCAUGCCCAACGGCAGCCUCGACGCGCACCUGUUCGGCGCGGCGGAGCAGGGCAAGGUGCUCACGUGGGCUCAGCGGUUCGGCGUCAUCCGGGGCGUGGCGCGCGGCCUGCUGUACCUGCACGAGGAGUGGGAGCACGUGGUGGUGCACCGCGACGUGAAGGCCAACAACGUGCUGCUCGGCGCCGACAUGGGCGCGCGGCUGGGCGACUUCGGUCUGGCGCGCCUCCACGAGCACGGCGCGGCCCCGGGCACCACGCGCGUGGCCGGCACCCUGGGCCUCGGCCGGCCUGAGGCCAGGCCCAGCAUGAGGCAGGUCUGCCAGUUUCUCAACGGCGAGAAGGUGCUGCCGGAGGACGCGGUUCUCGUGUUCUCGGAUCCCGACUCGUCCGUGUUCCUUGGGCCCGUGCUCUCCUCCAUGACCUUGUCGUCCUCCGGUGGAACCAUGUCGCUCGCCUCGCAGCAUGGAGGUCGGUGA
Molecule: messenger RNA, 1788 nt
Organism: Triticum aestivum (bread wheat)
Lineage: Eukaryota; Viridiplantae; Streptophyta; Magnoliopsida; Poales; Poaceae
Product: L-type lectin-domain containing receptor kinase S.4-like
Exons: 2
Coding region: 1-1788 (595 amino acids)
Biological process (GO): protein phosphorylation
Molecular function (GO): ATP binding; carbohydrate binding; protein kinase activity
Source: RefSeq, a predicted model, not a curated record